UUUGGAGGACCACUGUGUUGUGAUCCAUUUGUUUUUGUGCAAUUCAGCAGUGGUAGUAAACACAAAAGUAAAUUAUAGAAAAAUAUUACUAACUAAGUAAUAAAGCAAAUUUCAGCAAAGAUGCAUCUCUGGUACCAGCUAGUAUGAUUACACACAGGAUAGGCAUGUUAGCCUCACAUGCUAAGCAGUUUCCUUUCUCGGCUGUAAGUCAAUAAAUAAAUGCAAUUCCUUUAACAGACGCGUGCACGGACUGUAACUGACAAUAUAAACCCACAACUGUAGCAAAAAGAAGAAGGAAAUGGAGAAAGCGACUGUGAGAAAGAGCACUUAAGAGCAGAGGAUAUCAUUCAAGCAUGAAGCUGAAGAGCAGCUGUUCAUUUCUCAAGCGUAAUGCAAAUGACUUCAUCGCAGUUGUGUCAAAUAGCAGUUCUGAAACCUUUGAUUAUGAUGCUAUUCUUUCUCUGCUUCUGUGAUGAAAUGACUAAUUCAGCAGAAAAAGGAACAAAACAACAGCAACACUUGUUGACUACACACACUUCUCCUUACACUUUAAGGCACGUUACAUGUAGAAUCUUUAUAGAAGAAUGAUGUCCCUAAAAACAUCUUCUCUGCUUUGUCUGAUCUUUCUCCUCAGGAUCACAGCAGCUCUGGGGACUGAAUGGAGUGUGAAAUACAGCCAACGAAAUCUCUGUGCUUUAAAAGGAUCUACAGUGUUUAUGAACGGCACUUACACACACCCAACACGUCUUACAGUGAAAGGGUUUUGGUUAAUAAACCCAGUUAAGGGUAUAGAGCCGACUGAUCUGUGUAAUGAACCAGGUUACUCAGGUAGAGUGCAGUAUUUAACAGAUGGACAGAAUCACUUCUCCCUCAGACUGAGUGAUGUGAAGAAAACAGAUGAACACAUGUACUGCUUCAGAAUCAGAACAGACACAGAAAAAGAUAAAUACACUGGUUAUCCUGGAGUUACACUCAAUGUUACAGAUCAUCUUGAUGUUCAGAUCACUCCUGCAGAAGUGACAGAGGGACAAUCAGCCGUUCUGACCUGUAAAACCACCUGCAGUCUGACUGAUCCAACAUUCAUCUGGUACAAAAACAGCCAUCAUUUAACCACAAAGACCAGCAAGAGAAAUGAAGUCCGUCUGCAGUCAGUCAGCAGUGAGGAUGCAGGCAGUUAUAGCUGUGCUGUAAGAGGAUAUGAACAUCACUCUCCUGCUCAAACCCUCAGAGUCAGAUAUAAUCCUAAGAACAUCUCAGUGUCCAUCAGUCCCUCUGGUGAGAUAGUGGAGGGCAGUUCAGUGACUCUGACCUGCAACAGUGAUGCUAACCCACCUGUGAAGACCUACACCUGGUAUAAGCAGGCGACAUCGGUAGGAAAUGAAAAGACCUACACCAUCUCCAAGAUCAGCUCCAUGGACACUGGAGAGUACAAGUGCAAGUGCAGUAAUGAAGUCGGACAUCAGGAGUCCAACAGUGUAACUCUGAAUGUUCUCUAUCCUCCAAAGAAUGUCUCAGUGUCCAUCAGUCCCUCUGGUGAGAUUGUGGAGGGCAGUUUAGUGACUCUGACCUGCAGCAGUGAUGCUAACCCACCUGUGAAGACCUACACCUGGUAUAAGCAGGCGACAUCAGUAGGAACAGAAAAGACCUACACCAUCUCCAACAUCAGCUCUGAGGACACUGGAGAGUAUAAGUGCAGGUGCAGUAAUGAAAUCGGACAUCAGGAAUCCAACAGUGUGUCUCUAAAUGUUCUGUAUCCUCCAAAGAAUGUCUCAGUGUCCAUCAGUCCCUCUGGUGAGAUAGUGGAGGGCAGUUCAGUGACUCUGACCUGCAGCAGUGAUGCUAACCCACCUGUGAAGACCUACACCUGGUUUAAGGGAAAUUCCUCUAUAAGAACAGGAAACACCUACAGAAUAAACAGGAUCAGAUCUGAGGACAGUGGAGAUUACACAUGCAGGGCUGAGAAUAAACACGGAGAUCAGUCAUCUACUGCUGUGUCUCUGAAUGUCCUGUAUCCUCCAAAGAAUGUCUCAGUGUCCAUCAGUCCCUCUGGUGAGAUAGUGGAGGGCAGUUCAGUGACUCUGACCUGCAGCAGUGAUGCUAACCCACCUGUACAGAACUACACCUGGUAUAAGGUGAAUGAAAGCUCACCUGUAGGAUCUGGACAGAGUUACAGAGCUGUACCGAGUGGACAGUACUACUGCGAGGCUCAGAAUAAACACGGCUCUGAGAGAUCAGCUGCAGUAACUGUCACUUUAAAAGGGUCCCAGAGCGUAGGUGUAUAUGCAGGUCUUGGUGUUGUUCUGUUUGUGUGCAUUUGUCUGACUGUCACCUUCUUGUGUAUAAGGAGAAAGAAAAUUACUGGCUCAAGAGCAGACCAAAGUUUAAAACAGGAUAAUCUUUAUGCCAACAUAGCAAAUCCAACCAACACUGUAUCUGAUUCAGCCUCAGCCCAUCAGGAUGAAGUUCUGUAUGCCAGUGUUGUACACCAGAGGGCAGUUGAUCCCAGGAAAGCUGAGAGUUCUGCUGUGAAAGCUUCUGCCUCUGAGGACGGGGAGGUUCAGUACGCUAGUGUUAGAUUUAAACGCACCACUACUGCUGACUACAGGCCUUCCAAUGUUGAGGAUCCCACUGUAAUCUACAGCAGAGUGAAAUAAACAACUUUCACCUAUUAAUUCAAUCUCAUUACAAUUUUUACUUGGUUAUAGUGGAAAGCUUCUAGAAAAUCUCCAGAUGGACACAGUCACAUGCUUCAUUAAAAAGACUAGUGUAUUUAUAGAAUUUAAUCAAGUCUAACAACAGUGUGUGUGUGUGUGUGUGUGUGUUUUAUGUAGGAUAAUCAAAGGUAUAUGCAUAGGUUCAGUUGAGAGAUGACAUUUAUAACAUGCUCUAGGAUAACUGUUGUGUAUACAUCAAAAUAUUUUCAUACGUCAGAAACAUAUUUUAAAAUAUUUUAAUAGUUGAUCUUUUUAUGUUUAUCCUUUUUAGUAUGCUGGAAUAAUUUAAAUAUUUCCCCUAUAACCCCAAAAGUAUCUGUGUUUUUACUUGCUGUGAUUUUACUAUGUUUGAAAUGCAUCUUUUAUUUUAGCAAUCAUUGUGUUUUUGAUUUAUUUCUCUUUUGUUUGUAACUCUGCAUAUUAAAAAGCAAG
Hemibagrus wyckioides is the source of this 3146-nucleotide messenger RNA. Its product is annotated as B-cell receptor CD22-like. The transcript is spliced from 13 exons. The coding region runs from base 585 to 2654 and encodes 689 amino acids. Lineage: Eukaryota; Metazoa; Chordata; Actinopteri; Siluriformes; Bagridae. The record is from RefSeq and is a predicted model, not a curated record.